Messenger RNA from Eucalyptus grandis, 1578 nucleotides. RefSeq lists its product as uncharacterized. The coding region runs from base 96 to 1268 and encodes 390 amino acids. Lineage: Eukaryota; Viridiplantae; Streptophyta; Magnoliopsida; Myrtales; Myrtaceae. The record is from RefSeq and is a predicted model, not a curated record. The transcript has 2 exons.
UUCUCACAUACAUGAACAUAUCUUCACCAUUUCAAGACUGCGUAUAGAAAGAGCAAAGUUCUUUCUUUCUUUCUUUCUUUCUUUUCUUUGGGAAGAUGUAUGUGACGCGGCCUCUGUCCGUGUAUUGGAAGCACCCUGAGGCCCUCUCGGAGGCUCCGCCGGCAGGGCCGGGCUCUGGAUACCUGGUUAUUCAGGAUGAGGAAGCCCAGAAUUUCUGCUGCUUUGGGUUGUGUAAGGACAGCCAGCUCUACAACUUCCCCUUCCCUCAGAACAAGGACCUCACGGUCCGGUACACCGAGAACCACGGUGAGAGCUCGACGGUAUACAACGAUGGGGUAUUCAUGAUACCACUCAUCGGCCAGCCCUUAUCCUCCAAUCAGUACUAUGUGAUCCGGCGUCACGGGAAGCAUAAAGGGGAAGCGCACGGUAAUUCGACGGAAGAAGACAAAGGCACCUGCUUGUGCUUCCGCUACGUUAAAGACAAGAAACCGAGGCCGUUGGAUCCCAACGACAUGUACCAGCAGUUCAUUAUCUACCCACGCGAGACUACAUGUGGCUAUGGUGGCUUCCACGCGAAGUCCGUCGCCCCAGAUGGCUAUCCUCCGAGAUUCCUGAAGAGGAAAGGCUGGACCCUCCAUGGCAAAACGCCCAAGAACUUCUUCUUGGAUGAUGACGCGCAGGGAGUCAAUGACUCUCAGAGGUCAAAGCUCCCGAGCCUUGACUUCCCUAUCGACAGGAAGAGCUCGGACCCGGCGGUGGUGGGGAAGUGGUACUGCCCGUUCAUGUUCGUCAAGGACGGGGAUGUUGGGGACCAGAUCAAGACCUCGGCGUUCUUCGAGAUGACGCUGCAACAGAGAUGGGAACAGGUCCAUGUGUGUGAGAAUCAUGCCAGUAAAGGCAAUGCUGUGGAGGUGGAUGAGCUUGUUCAGAAGGAGGCUAUCACAGUGUUUGGUGAGGAAGCUGGGGAGGGUGAUGUGAGUGAUGGAGUGGUGUGGUUUAGGAGUAAGAGAGGAGUGAUAGGGCUAGGCAUGGCGAUUGUGGAGAGGAUGAGGUGGGAGGAAGAGAGAGUGGGUUGGGUGAAGGAGGGAGAGAAGAGAGGGAGGGUGAAGAGAGCGGACGAGUUCAUCAAAAGCGGGUCGAGCGAGAAUUGGAAGAGGUUUGGCUGUUAUGUGUUGGUGGAGAGUUUUGUGCUGAAGAGAAUGGAUAAGACUUUGGUGUUGGCUUGUGACUUCAUGCACACGCACCAAGUGAGGAGCAAAUGGGAGUGACAAUUCCUCAUCAGUGUUCUGUCUUUUGUUGGUUUAAUAUCUGCUGUUUCUGUGACUGUUGUCCAUGAAAGCUUGGCUAAGUUCUUAUGCUAGACAUGCUUGGUUAGUACUUGUUCCUUCAAGUGUUGUUCAUUCGUCUAUGGACUAAAUUACAUUAUUGUAAAUAUGCCUACCGAUGUAGAGCAAGGAGUGAGAAUUUUUGUGUUGUCCAUGUCCAUCCGUGAAGAACAGUCAAUGGAGAAAUGUAAGCAACAAGCAAAGGUAAGAAUUUUAGGUUUUUAAGGCAAUACGAGAUGAUAUUUUAGUUGAA